AUGGUCAGUCAACCUGACGACUACGCAGCGGUGCGUAAAGACAUCGCCGCCCAGCUUGAGAAGCCCGGCUAUGACGACGGUAGUGCAGGUCCCGUGUUUCUUCGUUUGGCAUGGCAUUCAGCCGGCACGUAUGAUGCAGAGACAGACACGGGCGGAUCAAAUGGAGCGGGUAUGCGAUACGAAGCGGAGGGCGGUGACCCAGCGAAUGCAGGACUUCAGAUUGCGCGUGCGUUUCUCGAGCCGGUGAAAGAGCGCAAUCCGUGGAUUACGUAUGCGGAUCUUUGGACAUUGGCCGGUGUCGUUGCUCUGAAAGAGAUGGGUGGUCCAGAUGUGAAAUGGUUGCCUGGAAGAACGGAUUAUGUUGACGACAGCAAGCUGCCUCCACGCGGUCGCUUGCCCGAUGCAGCCCAGGGAUCUGACCAUUUGCGACACAUCUUCUAUCGUAUGGGUUUUAACGAUCAGGAAAUCGUCGCACUAGCGGGUGCACACAACUUAGGACGCGGACAUAUGGAUCGAAGCGGUUUUGAAGGUCCUUGGGUGAACAAUCCGACGCGAUUCUCGAACCAAUUUUUCAGGUUGCUUUUGAAUCUUGAUUGGAAGCCGCGGACUCUCUCGAACGGUGUGAAACAGUUCAGCUAUAGUGACCCUGACGCAUCCGAAGACGAAAAGGAAGAGCCGUUGAUGAUGCUGCCCACUGAUAUGGCGUUGAUUUCCGACACAGGGUUUUUGCCAUGGGUCAAGAAGUACGCGGAAGAUAAAGAUAUGUUCUUCCAACACUUCGCCGACGUAUUUGCGAAAUUGCUGGAGCUUGGAAUCAAGCGUGACGCAAAAGGAAACGUGAUGAACACGGACAAUGUACUCGGUGGUUACAUCUCCGCUCCCAAGAAGAGUGCAGCACCUACAGGACCGCUCAAAUCAGAGGAACAGAGGCAGCAAAUUGUUACGAAGGCACGAUUGUAG
Molecule: messenger RNA, 960 nt
Organism: Talaromyces marneffei
Lineage: Eukaryota; Fungi; Ascomycota; Eurotiomycetes; Eurotiales; Trichocomaceae
Exons: 2
Coding region: 1-960 (319 amino acids)
Biological process (GO): cellular response to oxidative stress; hydrogen peroxide catabolic process; response to reactive oxygen species
Molecular function (GO): heme binding; peroxidase activity
Source: RefSeq, a predicted model, not a curated record